Molecule: messenger RNA, 3568 nt
Organism: Periophthalmus magnuspinnatus
Lineage: Eukaryota; Metazoa; Chordata; Actinopteri; Gobiiformes; Gobiidae
Product: chitotriosidase-1-like
Exons: 13
Coding region: 76-2088 (670 amino acids)
Biological process (GO): carbohydrate metabolic process; chitin catabolic process
Cellular component (GO): extracellular region
Molecular function (GO): chitinase activity; chitin binding
Source: RefSeq, a predicted model, not a curated record
CACACCUUAAACAAAAUAUAAAAGUAAAGGCGGUGAAACAGCUUCAUUUGUUAUCGGAGCUACAAUCUGCAAACAAUGCACGGAGUACUUCUUACCGCAGGUCUAUGCCUGCUUUUGGCUACUACAGCCUCUUCCACUAGGAUGGUCUGUGUCUAUGACAGAGUGGCAUCCACCAGAGACGCCUUUGGCCAGUUCACCCCGGCUAUGAUUGAUCCAACUCUCUGCACUCACAUCAUCUUUUCUUCUGCAAACAUUGUGACACAAGAAGUUGUACCUUUUGACUCCAACGACAUGACUCUCUACGCACAACUGAACAGCCUGAAAAACAGCAAUCCACAGCUUAAAACUCUGCUGUCUGUAGGCGGCCCAGGCUUCAACAAUCAAGGGUUUUCUGCGGCAGUCUCAUCAUCCAAUAAUAGAAACAGAUUUAUCACUUCAGCCAAGGCUCUAAUUAAAGACAAUGGGUUUGAUGGGAUUAAUCUGGAUUGGCGUUAUCCCGGAGGUGCAGGUAGCCAGCCAAUGGACCCAACCAGAUUCCUAAGUCUUUGUCAGGAGCUCAGAGCUGAAUUUGAUAAAGAGGUUCCAGCUCUGCUCGUCUCUGCCAGUGUGUCUGCAGUAAGAGCAACGAUUGACAGCAGUUAUCCCGACCCCAGUGCUUUUGCUUCUGCAAUGGAUUUCAUCAAUGUUUUAACGUUCAACUUUCAUGAUCCAUCAGAAUCAUUUACAGCACAUCACAGUCCUUUGGGGGCAUUAUCCUCAAACCCUUCAGAUACUCUGACCACGGAAUUUGCAAUGAACUACUGGAACACGACUCUUGGUGUCCGAGCAGAUAAACUAAACGUGGGAUUUGCUGCUUUUGGAGUCGCCUUCAGACUGGCUAGGGCUGAUACUAAUGGAAUCGGUGCACGUACCAGCACUUUGGCUCCAGAAGAGGGAUGCUACACGGGUCAGCCGGGUGUUUGGUCAUAUUAUGAGACUUGCAUCUACAUUGUGGGUGGUGAUACACGCCGGAUUCCGAGUCAGAGUAUUCCUUAUACGGUCACAGAAGGUCAUUGGGUUGGAUAUGACGAUCGUGUCAGUAUUAACUUUAAGACUGCACACAUUGCCACUAGAGGCUAUGGAGGAGCGUUUUUGUGGGCUCUGGACCUGGAUGACUACAAUGGAGGUUUUUGCAACAAUGGCACUUUCCCCUUCACAAGACACCUGAAAAGCAGCCUUUCAGUUGCUGCUCCCACCACCACCACGGCCGCUCCCACCACCACCACGGCCGCUCCCACCACCACCACGGCCGCUCCCACCACCACCACGGCCGCUCCCACCACCACCACGGCCGCUCCCACCACCACCACGGCCGCUCCCACCACCACCACCACAACGGCCGCUCCCACCACCACCACGGCCGCUCCCACCACCACGGCCGCUCCCACCACCACCACCACCGUCGCUCCCACCACCACCACGGCCGCUCCCACCACCACCACGGCCGCUCCCACCACCACCACGGUCGCUCCCACCACCACCACCGUCGCUCCCACCACCACCACGGCCGCUCCCACCACCACCACCGUCGCUCCCACCACCACCACGGCCGCUCCCACCACCACCACGGCCGCUCCCACCACCACCACCGUCGCUCCCACCACCACCACCGUCGCUCCCACCACCACCACGGCCGCUCCCACCACCACCACGGCCGCUCCCACCACCACCACCACGGCCGCUCCCACCACCACCACCGUCGCUCCCACCACCACCACUGUCACUCCCACCACCACCACGGCCGCUCCCACCACCACCACUGUCGCUCCCACCACCACCACCACGGCCGCUCCCACCACCACCACCACCACCGUCGCUCCCACCACCACUGUCACUCCCACCACCACCACUACCACGACCACCACAACUACCACUACCAGAUCCUCCGGCAACAGUUCAGGGAACUUCUGCGAUGGCAGAAGUGGGAUCCACGCCAACCCAGAGGACAAUACCACCUUUUAUAACUGUGAUUUCGGCAGAGGCACUCUGCUGAGAUGUCCUGCAGGUCUGGUCUUUUCCACAGCCUGCAACUGCUGUGACAGACCCUAACGCAAUCCAAUGGAAAUAUACUGGUCACAUUUAAACAGUGAAUUUAUCUCACGUUAAGUGUGUCGGGAUUGUUUUGUUUCCAGUUUAUUAGUUAUAAUUUAUAAUAUAAUUUCUAUAUCCAAUCACAAAAUGUUUUAAAAUGACAUCAGUGCAAUGUAUGUGUAAUCCCUCAGUCGUCCAGGUCUGAGCCAGAGCAAAAGACGAAGGUUAAAUCUGUCAACUGGACAAAGAGUUGUAGGAGUGGAAACAUCCAAAGGGAUCCAAGCGGCUUCUUCAGUUCUGCUCAGAUAGCUGGUGUCCACUGUCUUUACUCCUACAAAUUUUUGUCCAGUUGACAGAUUUAAACUACAUUUUUUGCUCUAUAUCAAUGCAAUAUAUAUAUUUUAUUAAGUUGAAAUAAAAUUAUGCUAAAUCAAAAUGUUGCAUCCUACAUUAUUAGACCACAAACUUUUUAAAGCUUAUUACAAUACUAAUGAUAUACAGAUAUUAUAAUAGGUGAAAUAUUUUGAAGACAACAGUCCAACAGAGCAGAGGACACAGACUUCUUGGAGUCCCUGGGAGACUAGACAGUGCACUGACCGGGGACCGCUGUUCUACUGGGGGACCUCAACACCCACGUGGGAGAUGCCAGUGACAGCUGGAGAGGGGUGAUCAGGAGGAACAACCUUCCUGAUCUCCACCAGGACACUCUAUGGUCAGUGCAUGUGGCACCAGGACACUCCAGGACUGGACAAAGAGUUGUAGGAGUGAAAACAUUCAUUGCUCAUCCAAGCUGCUUCUUCAGUUCUGGUCAGAUAAAUGGUGGCAGUGUCCACUGUCCUCACUCCCACAACUGUUUGUCCAGUUGACAGAUUUAAACUUCGUCUUUUGCUAUAUAUCAGUGCAAUUUAUAUUUUAUGAAGUUGAAAUAAAAUUACACUAAAUCAAAAUGAUUGACUCAAUGUUUCCUCCUGUGUACCCUCCACCUGCGGGAGGAGCCAUGAGGGGCUGGUGUAGAGAGAUCCGGGCGGCAGUCGAAGGCGCGGACCUCGGUGAUCAGAUCUCCAAACAUGGUGUAACCCAGGUUGAAAUUCUGUCUUAUUAAAAAGUUUUAUCAAACUCCUGCUUUGACCUGCCGUUAAAUCUUGUUUAUAUAAAGGCUGCAUUUAUAUAUUUAUUUCUGCCCUCCGUGUCCCAUACGUGCCUUACGUAACCGCACCCCUAAUCACGUGACCCGAGUCCGCCAAUCACAGCACACAGAGCACCUUUUCAAUCUGUGCCGGCAGCUUCCCAGUCAGAGCUGUGGGGGAAGCUACCGAGGCAGCUGUGAAAAGAGCUAACCUCCGGUCCGUGGGGAGUCCGUUUGCCGCCAUCAUGCGAUGUUAAACUGAGGAAUUGGCCAGGUGUUCUUGAUUAGGAUGGCGAGCUAAGACCGGAACCUACAUCUUCAUCAUCUCACCCUACGGGUCUGGUAGGAGGCUGACACAGCCUGCCCCCCCCC